AUGACCAUCAGCCAGACGCUCACACCGGAGAACGUUCCUCUGGGAAUUGGACCACCCACCCGCGAGGAGUUACUCGUUCACUACCCCGCCAAAUUCACCUGGAAGCAACUGAAGACCUUCGUUAACUCGGGCGAUCUUGGGCUCCUGAAGCGGGACAAGAAGCUGCAGAUCAGAUACGAUGCAUGGGCCAAACGGAUCCGGGCACAGUAUGACUCCACGGUGAACUACCUUCUCUGCAAGCGCUUGCGAUGGGGAGAACCGGAUAGCCAGUCGAGCCUUCCUUCUCGACUGGACCAAGAUCGUUCUGCUCCUAGUGGAUUACACGUCUCUGACAGGAUUCCCGCGGAGCUUCCUUCCAUUCCUGCCGACUCUCCCGAAUAUUUUAUCGCAGAUACUCCCCCGGAGCUGAUCAGUGUUAUCAUGAACGAUUGGCCGUAUUCAGUCCCUCCGGAAAUCGAACACACUCUCAUCUGGACGCGUCUCCCUAUAUUUCCGCCGUCGCUUCCACCCUCGGUCGCACCUCGGCUGCUGCAGGACGGGAUGUGGGGUUUCACAGGCAACACAGAACCCCCUCCUUCGCCAAGCACACUACCAGAGUGCCUGCCUGCGCUCGCAGAUUGGAACGUCAGUUUGGACAAGCUCGUGCGCUCCCCGCCUGGAACGGAGGAAGAGGAAGCACUCGUGCGCGAGGCUGGGAGUGAAAUUGCUGAAUUUGUGAGGCGGCGGUGGAAGGAGGACGAGUGGGAGACGGCGUGGUUUGUAAACCCUCCUAGAUUGCAGAGUGUUCCAGGUUUGGCGCACAUCCACGUUUUUGCCAGAUAUAAGUCGCUCGAAGAGAAAGUAAAAGCAUGA
Molecule: messenger RNA, 852 nt
Organism: Sparassis crispa
Lineage: Eukaryota; Fungi; Basidiomycota; Agaricomycetes; Polyporales; Sparassidaceae
Exons: 5
Coding region: 1-852 (283 amino acids)
Biological process (GO): N-acetylglucosamine metabolic process
Cellular component (GO): cytoplasm
Source: RefSeq, a predicted model, not a curated record